AUGCAGUCCCGCGAAGCAGUGGCCAUAGCCGAACUUGUCAUCUACAUUCCUCUCCUCAUUCUUGCCACCUAUGUCAAUAUCCGUCAAGGGUUCUCACGCCAGCUCGGAUAUCUCUACCUCAUGAUCUUCUGUAUCCUCAGACUUGGAGGGGCUGCAUUGACCAUCGUCGCUGUCAACAAUCCAACCAGCAAGACUGACGCAGCAUGGGCCUCCGUUCUUGGUUCUAUUGGCCUGAGUCCUUUGUUACUGGCUGAAAUGGGAAUGCUGGACAGGAUUUGCAAGUCCAUCGAGGGUAGAAAUUGGCAGGUGAAGAUCCUACGACUCCUGCACAUCCCGGCAAUUAUCGGCCUCAUAGUCGGCAUCGUCGGGGGCACAAAGUUGCAAUAUCCAGACAAGGCCUCGACCGGUCUAGAUUACCUCAAAGCGGGCUCAAUCCUCUUCCUCCUCACCUACCUCGGCGUCGUCGCUAUGGCGGUCCUUACACUACCAGCCUUCCCGCAUUUCCAUCGCAGUGAAAAAGCAGUCUUUGCCGCCAUGCUGGCCGCUUUACCCUUUCUCGCCGUCAGAAUCUUGUACUCCUUGUUGGCGAGCUUUGUGAACAAUGGGUCUUUCUCGAUCACAAAAGGGAACAUAUUCGUACAGCUUGGGAUGGCCAUCAUUAUGGAGCUCUUCACCGCGCUCUUCCUUAUCGCUGCCGGAUUAAUCGCGGAGCCAGAGAAGAAACGCCAGCAGAGGCAGCAGCCAGCUGCGAAUAUGGGAGGAAGCGUAGUGCCACCGGGAGAGUAUGAGCAGCACGGGUAUCAGAAGCCACUUGGGCAGAACAAUAAUUAUGCGAUGGGUACCGUGUAA
Messenger RNA from Bacidia gigantensis, 849 nucleotides. RefSeq lists its product as uncharacterized. The transcript has 2 exons. The record is from RefSeq and is a predicted model, not a curated record. NCBI's taxonomy places the organism in Eukaryota, Fungi, Ascomycota, Lecanoromycetes, Lecanorales, Ramalinaceae. Bases 1 to 849 code for a protein of 282 amino acids.